AGAAAGUUUGUGGGUCAAACAUUUACUUUCUCUUUGAAGAAAUGAUUGUCAUUUUUUUAAAAAUCAGUUAGUUCUACUGUUAUUCUCAAGCAGUAUAAAACUCCUUACAAUGAAUAGUUUACCUAAGUAUAAAUUUUUGAAUGAAAAAAAAACGAAAGAGAUGUUGGAAAAAUUCACAGGGGAACGAACUGGAUGGGUGCAAGUUGGUGAAAAAAAUUGGUUCUUUCCUCAUCGUUAUACUGAGCAAGGAGAAGGAUUUUAUAAUUUCAAAGCUAGACCGGAUGACACUUGGGUGAUUACUUAUCCCAGAUCAGGAACCACAUGGACUCAAGAACUUGUCUGGUUAUUGAGUAAUAAUUUGGACUUUGAUACCGCACGCAAAAAAUUAUUGGCUGAGCGUUUUCCAUUUCUUGAAUUUAGUAUGUUUAAUCACCCGGAAGUUACGCAAGAAUUUAUAAAAUUAAAUGAGGGUGAUUUAGAAAAACAAGAGUUAUGUAAAAAAAUUUCAUUGCCUGGAUAUAAAGUCUUGAGCGAACUGCCAUCGCCUCGAUUUAUAAAAUCACAUUUUCCACUGAGUUUAUUGCCCGGAAUAUUAGACGUCGGUUGUAAAAUAAUUUAUGUCGCCCGCAACCCUAAGGAUGUUGCUGUCUCUUGGUACCAUUUGAACCGAGCUAUAAAAACUCAAGGGUAUCAAGGAAAUUUCGAAGAGUUUUGGAAUUAUUUUCAAGACAAUCUAACACCCUGGAGUCCUUACUGGGAACAUUUGAAAGAAGCCUGGGCUCAACGAGACCAUCCAAAUUUAUUCUUUAUAUUUUACGAAGAAAUGCAACAGGACUUUUAUAAAACCGCGGAUCGAGUCGCGGAAUUCCUUGGCAAGUCUUACAGCGAUAAAGAAAUGUAUAAAUUAUCAGAAUACCUUAAUAUAAAAAAUUUCCGUAACAAUCCGAUGGUAAAUUCUUCAGAAUUACGUGAUUGUCAUAUAAUAGAUGAUGAAAGUUUUGUUAGAAAUGGGCAAAGUGGCGUAUGGAGUAACACAUUCAGUCUGAAGCUUGAAGCUAAAGCAGACGAGUGGAUAAAAAAAAAUUUACAAGAUACAGAUCUUACUUUUCCUUAUUUUAAUAAUAAUGACAUUUCUCAAAUAAUUAAGACAUAAUUAUACUUCGUAAUUUUAUUAAUAAAAAUUAUUCAAUAAUUAUAAUAUA
This is a messenger RNA of Microplitis demolitor, 1202 nucleotides long. Its product is annotated as sulfotransferase 1E1. The transcript is spliced from 5 exons. The record is from RefSeq and is a predicted model, not a curated record. NCBI's taxonomy places the organism in Eukaryota, Metazoa, Arthropoda, Insecta, Hymenoptera, Braconidae. Gene Ontology annotation, molecular function: sulfotransferase activity. Gene Ontology annotation, biological process: sulfation. Gene Ontology annotation, cellular component: cytoplasm. The coding region runs from base 110 to 1153 and encodes 347 amino acids.